AUGGACCACAGUACGAGGCUGUAUUACCCGUACCAAAACAGUGAGCUACAGUGGGCUCGGCAGUUUUGUCCCUCGCGUGUCUCCUCUUCUGCCUCUCUCCUCUUCAUCCCGGAAAGCAUGGACUCCAUAUACGAAGCCAACCAUGCACCCGAGCUAUCAAGAGAAUAUUCAAAUGCAAUCGCGCAGUCGUUUGAAGGCUUUCAGAGAUCACAACUUUCUGGUGCUACUUUGAUCCGGCAUACAUGGUACCAACCCAAAUCACCGGCCGCAAAUGUCGACUUGAUCAGUGAGGAAGACAUCGAAAAUCUGAGGCGUACCGAGGGGGAAGGCUCACAUGAGCUGUUUUUUAUACACAAGCAUCUGAUCCUGAAUCCACGAGAAGAGAUCCCAAAAGAUGCCAACAGACUGCGAAUCUCAGGUCCCAGUCUGGAGACUCUUGCGACCAGGCUAAAGAUCCCUCUGAGCUUUAUUUUUGCUCUCGCGCGUCACUAUCUUCCCAACGGUAGAGGAUCACGCAGAAGGCCAGUGAAUGCCUCGUCCACGAGCCUGGAUCUGUGGUACUUUCUUCCUGUCAGAGUGCAAGUCGAGUCGCCCACGCCCGCCACGAAUACACCAGAAGAACAAUCCAGUCAAAACCAAAUGAAUCCUUUUCACAAGCUCCAUCUCCCGAAUAUGAACCUCGAUAUUCGGCGCUCCUGCGUGGCGAUCUUUACAAGCAUCGAUCCGGCUUCAAAACGCGUGACCUUUGUGGCGUUUGACUUUAUGCAUGGACGGUGGCCGAAAGUUGCACUCGAGCCGCGGCAACGUAUAGAAGAGGUGAUUAAUGAUCGAGCCUACGCGAGGUAUCAAGGAUACGGGCACGCUAUGCACCUGGUCUAUCUGAGCAGCGUGAUAAGAUGGUGGACAAACGCCCUGAAUAGUAUCAACGAGCAGCUCAUCGCCUACGAGCUGAAACUCCAGGCAGGGCUGAGUGCCCAGCAUACCACACCAGAUGACGUGUUGACGACCAUUAAUCGUGCCCUCCACGCAAUCGCGGCACACUUGCACCGGUAUCUAUCAGAGCUCAAGUCAUCACAGGCAAUAGUGAUGGAUCUGGCCACUCAUUUUGAGUCUUUGCAUGAGAGAGAUACUGACAAUGGCGGUAUGGAUGGCUUCGAGAAUGCUUCUCGUGGAUUUAGUCAAGUUCUUUCACAGAUCGAGGCAUUGCAUGACUUUGCCGAGGAACUGGAAAAAAAGAUCACCAAUCAUCUUGCCUUGCUUUUCAACAGAAUUCAAAUCAACAGCGACAGACUCCUCGUCGCGAAUGGCCAGGCAAUGCAAGCCAUUCUCAGCGCAAUGCACGAGGACACAAAUCUCGGCCGGCAAAUGGCAAAGGCAUCACACGCGCUAGCCCAGGAGAUGAAGCGGGAUAGUGUGGCCAUGCGAACGAUCGCUGUCGUCACCAUGUUCUUCCUCCCAGGUGCUACCUUUGCCGUCAGUCCGUGCUUGCCUCUAUGCCAUCAAUCAAGACUCACCGUUUUCACGCAGACACUCCUCUCUAUGCCAUUCUUCAGUAACAACGAAUGGCUCGAAGACGCUUCCCGAUUCUGGAUCUGGAUCGUAAUGACCGUUCCCUCGACAGGUGCUUGUUUUCUCUUCUACCAUAAGUGGAUUGCCAAGUCUCAGCGGUCCGAUAUCGCGAAUGAUAUACAUCUGGAAACGCAAAUCUCAAGACUUCAAUGA
This is a messenger RNA of Penicillium macrosclerotiorum, 1722 nucleotides long. RefSeq lists its product as uncharacterized. The coding region runs from base 1 to 1722 and encodes 573 amino acids. NCBI's taxonomy places the organism in Eukaryota, Fungi, Ascomycota, Eurotiomycetes, Eurotiales, Aspergillaceae. The record is from RefSeq and is a predicted model, not a curated record. The transcript is spliced from 7 exons.